This is a messenger RNA of Coffea eugenioides, 1614 nucleotides long. Its product is annotated as receptor kinase-like protein Xa21. Gene Ontology annotation, molecular function: protein binding. Lineage: Eukaryota; Viridiplantae; Streptophyta; Magnoliopsida; Gentianales; Rubiaceae. The record is from RefSeq and is a predicted model, not a curated record. Bases 1 to 1614 code for a protein of 537 amino acids. The transcript is spliced from 2 exons.
AUGGCAACGGCCAAAUUCCUUUCGGAUGAAUUUGCCCUUAUAGCUUUGAGAAACAACAUAGUUUCUGAUCCUCACUUAAUCUUGGCCAAAAAUUGGUCCAUUUCUUCCUCUAUUUGUGAUUGGAUUGGAGUUACUUGUGACUCUAGUCGUCAAAGAGUGGUGGCCUUAAAUAUUUCUAACAUGGGCUUUGAAGGCACGAUUCCUCUACAGUUGGGAAACCUCUCAUUUCUUGUUACUCUCGACAUGAGCAACAACAGUUUUCAUGGUUAUUUGCCAGAAGGCAUGUCUCAUUUGCGUCGACUAAGUUUCAUGGCUUUAAGCAACAAUAAUCUCGCAGGAGAAAUUCCAUCAUGGUUGGGUGUCUUGGAUAGACUUCAAUACCUAUUCUUGAGAAACAAUUCUUUUGUUGGUCAUCUUCCCACUAACAUAUGCGACAAUCUUCCAAAUCUAAAAGAGCUUGAUAUGUCUUCGAAUCAGUUAAGCAGUGAAAUACUAUCAGGUUUAGCAAAUUGCUCCAGAUUGGAGUCAUUAUCUUUGUCAUUCAACUGGUUCAACGGGUCCAUGCCAAAAGAACUUGGGAGCUUAAAAAUGCUUGAGGUGCUAGAUCUUGGGUAUAACCUUGUAGAAGGUUCGAUUCCAAAUGAGAUGUUCAACAUCUCAACUCUAAGGGUAUUUGACCUUUCUGACAAUCAUUUAUCUGGCAUUCUUCCAUCAAAUAUGUGCCAUGGCCUACACAAUUUAGAAGAUAUUUCUCUUGCUGCGAAUGACUUCAGUGGAGUCAUACCUGCCUCUAUCUCAAACUGUUCGAAAUUGGCUACAAUAUCUCUUGGUGAUAACAAAUUUAGUGGUCGAAUUCCCAAUUCCAUUGGAAAUUUGAGACACCUCGAAUUAAUGUAUCUAUCUGCUAACAAUUUGACGAGUGAAUCUUCAUCUCCAGAAUUGAGCUUCUUCACUUCCCUCACAGGUUGCAUCUCUUUAAGGAUUAUCUGGGUGGCAAGCAAUCCAUUAAAUGGGAUUCUUCCGAGAUCCAUCGGAAAUCUUUCUAUUUCUGUUGAAUGGCUGGAUCUAGCGAACUGUGGAAUUAAGGGAAACAUUCCAGAUAGCAUUGGAAAUUUAAGCAAUUUAAGAUAUUUAAAUCCACGUAGCAAUAGCUUGACUGGCUCAAUUCCAACUACGAUAUGGGGUUUGCAAAAGCUUAUAGGAUUGGGUCUUCACAAUAAUUCCCUCACUGGUUCGCUCUCCGGUGAUCUCUGUGGUUUGCAGAGUUUGAAGUAUUUAUACCUAAGUCAAAAUCAGAUUAGCGGUUCAAUUCCAGGAUGUUUCAAUAGUCUUACAUCUUUGAGGUAUCUUGACAUAGCUUUCAAUAGAUUAACCUCUACUCUGCCAAUGAGCUUGUGGGAUCAUAAAGAUCUCGUGGUUGUCAACUUGUCAUCAAAUUUCUUGAGAGGACCUUUGGCUCCAGAGAUGGGAGAAUUAAAGUUUUUGACAACAUUAGACUUGUCAAACAAUCAGUUUUCAGGUAAAAUUCCCAGUACGAUAUGGAGUCUAGAGAGUUUGGACUAUCUCUCUUUAGCAAACAACAGCUUGCAAGGAUCCAUUCCAGACAACCUUUGA